Messenger RNA from Cololabis saira (Pacific saury), 3206 nucleotides. It is a transcript of the gene gprin3b, whose product is annotated as GPRIN family member 3b. The record is from RefSeq and is a predicted model, not a curated record. Gene Ontology annotation, biological process: neuron projection development. The transcript is spliced from 2 exons. NCBI's taxonomy places the organism in Eukaryota, Metazoa, Chordata, Actinopteri, Beloniformes, Belonidae. The coding region runs from base 517 to 2634 and encodes 705 amino acids. Gene Ontology annotation, cellular component: plasma membrane.
UCCGCUGCACCACGCUGCCUGCCCUGCGAGGACCCGCUCAUGCACCGCUCUGGGAUACCAGAUGGGAAACCACCGGCAUGCCGCUUUUCAUGAACGCCUCCCUCACUGAAAGCGUGAGCCAUAGGUAACAAAGAGCUCGGAGGCAGCAUCCAUCCAUCCAUCCAUCCAUCCAUCCAUCCAUCCAUCCAUCCACCCAUCCAUCCAUCCAUCGGUCGGUCGGCUGUGACUCAUUGCGCACAGCCAGUCAGUCAGAGUGCUUGAAUUUCUCACUUGACUGAGGAGGAUCGAUACCUCUUAAGACUCAUUCUGGUGGAAGGCGGGGCUUGGUGUCACCGACAUAGGGUUGAAUUUUCCAUAUUCAUUUCUAGGAUUUAGUCUGAUCUCACAAACACGGACGCGCAAAAACGGCGCCCUCCAGCACGGGACAUCACGGGGACUGCAUAAAGUGGCCGAUUGCGCAUCUGUCUCUGUCUUUGGAUUGUGGCAAUAUUUAAAGACUGAAACACGGAAUCCGACAUGGGUACCAACCCAAAAAGGACAGUGACGGUCCAGAUGGUGCCUCAUCUGGCUGAGGUGGAUUCACAGGGAAAUAAAGAGUCUAAUGCCAACUGGAGCAAAGAUCCCCACCUCAAACUUUCUCAGGUUUGUCCAAAAGCCACACUCACAGCUCCUGACCAGCAGGAUAACCUUUCUCUAAUGACUGUUCCCACCGACCUCAUCCCACAUGUUCCAACAACAGCUUCCGAGGGAGGUGAGCUAGUCAACAGCACUGUGACAGACAAACCAGCACCCGGCAGUGGAAACCAGACAGAGUGUGAGGCUGUGACAGGUGGAGAGCAGCACCUGCCAAAAUUGUCACCAACAGGCCAGUGUGUGGAUGAGGCAGGAGGCGAGUUGAGGGAUUCUAAUGCCAACAUUCAAAAGUUGAGCCCGGCUGGUGGAAAGGAUGUGUGUCCGGCCGGUUUAUCAUCUGCUGUAACUGCAGCCUCAAAAGUCGACACGCAUAACAAUGACUGCAGAGUUAAAGAGCCGAACACAGCAGUGGGGCAGCAAGCGAAGCCGGCGUCCUCGACCAGAGAUGCAGCGCCAGAGAGCCGUGGGAAAAAAGUUACUUCAGAUGACAAAAAUCUUAACAUCGUCAGUGAGUUUAAUAAAGAAGCAUCUGGUUAUCAAAAGGAAAUUAUGGGGGUUGUGUCAAUUCCAAGCACGGAUGCACCUACGCCACAGAAAACCGAAGCAUCAGAUCACUUACAAAGGUGUUCACCGAGCUCUGUUCAUGUAGCGACGAAUCACAAACAGAAACAGGAGCCUUUAACUCCCCUUUCUUCCACGACACCAUUAAAUGAGGGUGAAGUAACAGAAGGGAUGUCCCCGAACGAGACUACAAGUUCAGCGCAUCUAGAGAAGGAUUCUCCAACACAAAAAGGACCACAAGACUCCCAAGAUAAAAAUCCGCCUGUGCCCUCACAGAAGGACCCCUCCACUCUGCUGCCGGUGACACAAAACAUGCAAGCGUGUGGGCAGGUGGCUGAGGCAACCUGCCAGACUGUCACAGCUGUCUCUGUGCGAGAGCAGGAAUGCAAGCGUUACAGGGAGGCUUCAACUAUGACCUCGUCCCUAUCGCCGGCCCCGGCCAAGAAGUGUCAUGACAUGGAGGUUCAGGCUGUGGCGAACACAACCAGUAAGGCCGUGGCUACAAGUCCAAGCCUGCUGCCCUGCGAUGCGAUCCGCAGGCCUAGCGCUGGCGCGGUCCACUGGGACGAGCCGCAGAGUUUGGCCGUGGUCUACCAGGUUAACGACGGCGUGGGUCUCCACCAGAUCUACACAACACCCAUAUCCAGCUCCACUGAUCAGACGUCAGAGAGACUCACUGUCGAGGCAGAGAUGUGCCCUAGUCAAAGUACUGGUUUCCAGCAGCCUGACUCAAGUCUGGGAGCCAAACCGAAAGAAACGGGCUCGGUUCUGUGCAACAUUCAGCCGGUCUAUCAAAUCAACAUUGAACACAACAGUCAGAAGAAGCCGGGCGAGACAGGUGACCCGCAACAUAAAAGUGCUGAAGCUCCUUCUCUCAAAGCGGGGACACCCCUGGGGACGGCCGCUGUUUCCAAAUCUGGAUUUGCUGACGGUAGCAACGCUGCGCUGUCUCAGGCUGUUGUUACGACCAAGACCGAGCAGGCCCUGAUCACAGUAACCACAACAGCAGCAGCAGCACACCUCACAACCAAGUCAGAUCAUACUAAAAAUAAGACUUCGAGGGUGACGAAUUCUGGCCAGCAGAAGAAAGGGCCCCAGAGAAACGACAAGAAGGAGGACCAGUCAGGGAAGCAGAAAGGAAAAAGCGUCCAUGAUGUCCUCUGGGAUGAACAGGGGAUGACUUGGGAGGUUUACGGGGCUUCAGUGGACCCAGAAUCCCUUGGUUUUGCCAUUCAGAGUCACUUGCAGUGUAAAAUCAGGGAGCAAGAGAAGAAACUGAUAGCCCAGACCUCCUUCCGUAAGUCAAUCUCGGCUGUUGAUUCGCCGCAACUUGGUAAAAAGAACAAAAGGAGGCAGCAGAACAUUUUCAGGUCAAUGCUGCAAAAUGUCAGACGGCCCAACUGCUGCGUGCGUCCCCCUCCCUCCUCUGUUCUGGAGUAGCACAGAACGGAGGUCGCCAGUGGCAGACUCCUCCCUUUCCCUAGAGGUCACCGUGUUUGUCCUCCCUUCGUCACGAUUGCAAUGCCAAGUGAAACAACGGGGCACCGAUCCCCGUGAGUACGUAUACUGGAAUGUUGUAGCAUAAAGAGUCAAAAUAUUUGUGGUGUCUGUGAUCAAGCAAGAUAGGAUAUAAAAGCAUAAAAUGGACAUUUAUAGACCUAUUUUAUAGAAAUAGAUGUUAUCAAAAGAGAGAAAGGAGAUUUUAACAAAGGCAAUAAUAAAAGGCAUGCAUCCUAGAUUCAAUGGCAGUUGUAUGACUUAAAGUCCAGAUUUGACCAUAAAUCACUAAUCAUGAGGUAAACAAAUCAUCUUAUCAUUUGUGCAAAUAUAUAUCAGCCAACAUCUCAUUAUAUUUGGUGCAUUUUGCAUAUGUUUUUGAGGUGUUUUGAGACCCUAAAUUUCUAAACUGGCUGUAUUUUUUUCAUGCAUUCAUUUGUUCUUGGCGUGUAAAAUAAGGGAACUGUAUGCAUACGUAAAUGGGCUGUCCAAUUGCUGUUAUUCUCUGGUUUUUC